AGUCUGUAGUCAUCCUCCUCCUGGAUGAUCUGGUAUGAUGAGUUCAUCAAUGUCAAUGGACCUCACUAAUAGACGAACAUCUUUCUCUUCACGAGUCAACUAAACGAAGAAAAUGGAAUCCCAACUAUACAUGUGCUACUGCGCGUGCACGUCCUCUCCCUCUCUCACGGUUAUCUCUCUAAAAGCCAGAAAAGAUUGAGGAUAGAGUGGAAGGUAUUGAGGCUUUAGAGAGAGGAAAGCCAGGACAGAGGCAUCUCGAAGCUGCGAUGUUCGCACAUCUUCUCCUGCUGCUUCUCUCCUUCUCAUCAGCUUUCUCUCCUACUUCUGGGCAUGCACCAUAUGCUAUGCGCAUAAGCUGUGGAGCUCGUGAAAAUGUCCAUACCGCACCAACCAAUACACUUUGGUAUAAGGAUUUUGCGUACACAGGUGGUAUACCUGCUAAUGCAACAACUCCCAGUUUCAUCUCUCCUCCUCUUAAAACUCUCCGCUAUUUUCCUCUAUCGGAAGGUCCUGAAAAUUGCUACAUUAUCAAUAGGGUGCCCAAGGGGCAUUAUUCAGUGAGAGUAUUCUUUGGAUUGGUUAAUGAAUCUAGUUUUGACAGUGAACCUCUAUUUGAUGUUUCUGUAGAGGGAACUCAAAUUUAUUCUUUGAGUUCAGGUUGGAGCAACAGUGAUAACGAGCAAGUAUUUGCUGAAGCCCUUGUGUUUCUUACUGAUGGCUCUGUCUCUCUCUGCUUCCACAGCACUGGUCAUGGAGAUCCAGCAAUCCUUUCAAUUGAAAUUCUCCAGGUUGAUGAUAAAGCAUACAAUUUUGGACCACAAUUGGGUCAAGGGAUAAUCCUUAGGACAGCCAGAAGAGUGAGCUGUGGUGCUAAGCAGUCAAAAUUUGGUGUAGAUUAUAGUGGCAAUCAUUGGGGUGGUGAUAGAUUUUGGAAUUCCCUUCCUACUUUCGGUCAGAAUUCUGAUCACCCUCUCUCUGUUGAAACCAGCAUCAAGCAGGCCUCAAAAUCACCAAACUUUUAUCCAGAAGGUCUUUAUCAGAGCGCACUUGUUAGUACUGAUAAUCAGCCAGAUUUGGAAUAUACCUUGGAUGUGGAUCCCAAUAGAAACUACUCGAUUUGGUUGCACUUUGCAGAGAUUGAUCAGUCAGUCACUGGUGUAGGGCAAAGGGUAUUUGACAUCCUGAUAAAUGGUCAUAUUGCAUUUAAAGAUGUUGAUAUUGUCAAGAUGAGUGGGGAUCUUUACAGUGCUCUUGUACUGAACACAACAGUUGCUGUUGAUGGGAGGACUCUGACAAUAACCAUGCACCCUACGAAAGGCAAUCAUGCCAUUGUCAGUGCCAUUGAGGUUUUUGAGAUUCUUUUGGCUGAGUCUAAGACUUUACUCAAUGAAGUUAGGGCUUUGCAGAAAUUAAAAAGUGGAUUGGGGCUUCCUCUUCGUUUUGGGUGGAAUGGUGAUCCUUGUGUUCCUCAACAACAUCCAUGGAGUGGAGCAGAUUGUUUAUUUGACAGUAGCAGUCGCAAAUGGGUCAUUGAUGGACUUGGUCUUGACAACCAGGGCCUGAGGGGUUUCUUACCGAAUGAUAUAUCCCAAUUGCGCCAUCUACAGAGCAUAAACUUGAGUGGAAACAGAAUUCAUGGGGUUAUUCCACCGUCACUUGGAUCAAUAGCUGGCUUAGAAAUACUUGACCUAUCCUACAAUUCUUUCAAUGGAUCAAUUCCAGAAAGCCUAGGACUGUUGACAUCAUUAAGGAAGCUGAGUCUAAAUGGCAACUCUCUAUCUGGAAGAGUCCCUUCUGCACUUGGAGGACGGCUUUUGCACAGAGCUAGCUUCAAUUUCACUGAUAAUGCAGGUCUUUGUGGUAUACCGGGGCUACGUACAUGCGGUCCCCACCUCUCCGUUGGAGCGAAGAUCGGCAUUGCAUUAGGUGGAUGUGUGGCAUUGCUAGUCCUUGUUAUCUGUUCUAUUUGUUGGUGCAAAAGGCGAGAGAAUAUUCUGAGAGCUCAGAGGAUUUCAGCAGCAAGAGAAGCUCCUUACGCAAAGGCAAGGACCCAUUUUGCGCGUGAUGUGCAAAUGGGUAGGUUUCAUGGUCAUGACAAUGCUCGAACUGCGGCUGAGAAUGGACCUAGUCUGCUUUCUUGAUCAGUCAACCCCCCCACCCAGGAGUCCGACUUGGUCCAAAUUGCUCCUUCUCUGGUGACUGACUUCUGGGUGUGUUUUGGAACAUGAAGCCUCCUUUUAAUCCCGUUUGAUUUUAAGACAGCAGGUCAUCUUGAUCUCAGGUUCUGCCUUGAUACGUACCUCGUUUUCCUUCAAAAUCUGGUCCACCCUUAUCGUGGAGUCACUUCUGAAGUCCGAUACUUUCUCUCGAUGGAACAAUACUGUGCUGAUACAAAAAUCUUGUAUAUUACUCCCAUUCUUUUUCUUUUCGUUUCUAAUUGGCCAAAAGUGUUUAACGAGUGCUAAAGAACUAAUACAUAGAAAUCUAAUCAGUUUUUUUAGUUCAA
Molecule: messenger RNA, 2506 nt
Organism: Vitis vinifera (wine grape)
Lineage: Eukaryota; Viridiplantae; Streptophyta; Magnoliopsida; Vitales; Vitaceae
Product: receptor-like protein 4
Exons: 9
Coding region: 267-2141 (624 amino acids)
Molecular function (GO): protein binding
Source: RefSeq, a predicted model, not a curated record